Molecule: messenger RNA, 3170 nt
Organism: Amoebophrya sp. A120
Lineage: Eukaryota; Dinophyceae; Syndiniales; Amoebophryaceae
Source: the annotation of a GenBank genome assembly
GUUGCGUGUGCGUAGAAAAAGAUAUAAGAUUCUUGACAAGAAGUUCUUUUCGUGCUGCUUUCUUGCGAAGAUGCUCUACCGACACGGUCUCUGCUUUUUGAAUUCGUAGAUCUUCGUGCAAAAACUCAGAGCCAAUUUGCAACUCAGAGCCAAUUUGUGUUUCGUUCCUUCGUAGUUGAUCCAAAGCUGCAUCUUUGUCGUGGAUAGGGAAAUGAGUCGUUUCUCUCACCCCGUGGUGCAUCGAGCAAGGGCGGAAGACCGAACAUAAUUCUUAAGGUAGUACAAAGGCCCCAUCUCAUUCGUGCAAGAAGCUGAUGCCGUUCUCGUAUUAUUUGUCUGCAGAUGAACUGUACACGAAACGGAAAUAAUAAUAAACAGAAUGACAAGGGGAAUUCUCUAUGUUAUGAAAUCCCACGACCUCUACUUCCAAACAACCAACAGUACCAAAAUUGUAAAAGCGUGUAAGUCAGUGUAUAGGAGAACGAGCCUCUUUUCUACCCAACAACAAAGCAGGCGCUUCCUCACAUAAGUAUUCGCUCCGGAGCGGUCACGACAGCUAUAGACUCGUCCAUAGCUAACAUAUACUUAAAUAAGAGUUGAUCAAUUUUUUACAACUGGAAACGCAGUUUUUUUUUCCGGAGUCGAUAUCGAGUUUCGAUAUUAUCUUCGUAUCCAAUCAUCUACGAACAGAAUGAAGCAAGUCAUUUCUGUGUUGAUGGCGUCCGGAGCGGCCCGCGUUGCCGGAAAGGACGGAAAGGGAGGGGAGAUGCGCCACUGGGUCGGAAAGGAGGACGCCGGCUUUUAUCAGAAAAAGAAUGCAUAAUCAUUCGAACAACAGCCAUACCUUGUAUUGCACUGCUACUUGUAAUGGCCCCCAAGUAGAUACUGAUACUUCUAAGAACCACGCUUGCGCAUCCGCAUCACUGUGUGUUUCCAGUUCUGCCUGACGAAUUAGUAGAAAAUGUAGAUUUACAAAUUGAUAGAUAAAUGUAAGUAGAAAGUCAAAUCUCUGUGGCCCCCACGGCCAGCGUCGCGCGCUUGACUCUGCAUCUUGCAUCGCCCACGACGACGAAAUGGUAUGGUGCCAAUUAUUAUGCAGUGUCUCACAGAAUAGCCUUCUGGAGGUGCAGCACAGCAACGUGAUCGUGCGGCCGCGCGGAUCAUUCCCAGAGGGGUGCGAUCUGACCCACAUUACCGACAAGUAUCCGGACCCCCGCAAAGAGACGUACCAUCAAGGCAUCAGUUGCCAUUCCGCUGGCUCUCUCUGCUUUGCAGACACCCAGUGGUGUGCCCCUGAGGGGUGCCAGUGGUGCUCGGAUACGCCAGCGCCGAAGGAAGGGGAAAGCAUGAAAAUGUGCAACUGGGGUUGCAACCACAAACGAAAAAACGGCUGUCCGACCCCGGGCGCGGAUGCGUGGCACUGUACGGAGAGGGCAGAAUCAAAAGCCCGGCGGUGAAACUUCUGUUUCAACUCGGAGAUGAAGGCGAGUCGAUAUUUUUAUGGGAGCGUCAGUUUCUUGGAAAUCGGCAAAAUGGAAAUAAUAUAUAAAAAUUAGUCAUGCUGGAUUUGGAUAAAAUUGAUUGAUACAUAGUACUACACUAGUAGUCGGCCGUAUCCACAGUUUCUCAUCGCAGUCUAACAAAUUUAUUCUGGUGACAUUGAGAAGCAAAUCACAAUCAGUCAUGCUGUGCAGCGCAAAGUAGCUCACUUCUGCCCUGCUAGCCAGCAGCGCAAUGCUCGACCCUUCAGGGACCGCUCUCCUCCUCCUCCUCCUGUUUACUUCUCCAAUAAUAUACUGGCUUUUUGCGUCGCGCUUCAUGCGUAGCAAAUUAUUUACAUUUGUUGAUUUCCAAAAGGACGCCUCCAUAUCACAUCGAAGCUCCGUACAACAUGAAUUCGAGCAGCGCCGACAGCAGAACCUGUAUGAAUUCGCACGUCUAGGAGCUCUGCGAAGAGCAAUUGCGCACGAGCCAGCAGUUUUACGUACUUAGAAUACAAGAAGGAAAUAAAUAUGUUUGGCAUCAGUAAUUUGCAAAUAAUCCACAAAAAAAAUAAAAGCAACCACAAUAAGUAUUUAUUUACGUCCAGAGUUCCGUGAUGAUCAGGGAUUACCAGCCUUCACAUUCAUAAAAGCAUAAUUACGUGCCGAUAUAGCCUGCCUAUACUUACUUGUUUCAGAUAAUAUAAGUCCCCAUGACUUUGCUUCGCCUUUUCCUUUUUUUGUUUGGCUACUAUACGUAGACUUACUUUCUUUUUCAUUUUUCUCCAACCGAAACAAAGUAAACUAAACCGUAUUUAUACACAGCCUGCCUAGACGCAGAAGGCACAGCCUGCCCAGCUGCGGAAGCCCUUGCGACAAGAAGUAGAGGGAGAGAAGAAGCCACGACCUGCAACUUUGACUCGUCCUCUAUGUUGUUACUGGUUCUCUAGAACAUGGGAGGGGGGUCGCUAAGUACCUGUCUAAUAUUCUGCGCAAGAUUCAGAAAAUGGGCACUCAUAUCAUUAGCAUCAUUUUUUUCGGAUUUUCAUUUCUGGAUUUUAGAAGUACAUUCAUAAGAAUACAAUUUCAACAUUACCAAAGCCAUCCGUUUCUCAGUCCACCUCCGAUGUAGUUUGAUUUUGAUUUAGUCUGUCUCCACCGUUUCACAACAGCAAAAAAAUAAUGGUUGCCAGUUCUAUUUUCCCGUUCUCCCAAAUCGUUGCAAGAAGAUCGAGCUACAGCUAAUGCAUAGCACUCGUACAUAUCAUUAUCAAGAACAAAAACGCAAAUCACUUUCUUUCAACGCCUACCCAAAUUCGAAAUUGCAGCUUCGUCGCAUUGCAAGGUCAACGUGUUGCUUUGUAGGAUACUAGAGAUCAUUACCACGUACGUGGUCGCAGAAGCUUCAUCUAUCUUGUUUCAGAACAACAAGCGCCCUCCUGUAUAUAAUGGAUUGCUACAUCAUUGCACGGACUACAAAUCACAUCGAAGAUCAUGUUGAUGACUUUUCCUUUUGCGACUAAGAAGUGCAAAGUGUAGAGCAUAAAUGUUGUAGAAAGAACGGGACAGUGGAAGCAUGAUAUCCACCGCCAAGCUCCUCCUCGCCGUCAGCACGAGAAUCCUCUAGUAUCUUGCACUUACCUUAUCCAGGUUGCAACUAGAUCUUUGCAAACCCAAAACCACAAAAAA